Molecule: messenger RNA, 3482 nt
Organism: Saccostrea echinata
Lineage: Eukaryota; Metazoa; Mollusca; Bivalvia; Ostreida; Ostreidae
Product: hemicentin-1-like
Exons: 14
Coding region: 417-3188 (923 amino acids)
Biological process (GO): cell-cell adhesion
Cellular component (GO): cell-cell junction
Molecular function (GO): cell adhesion molecule binding
Source: RefSeq, a predicted model, not a curated record
GACAGACACUGUAUAAUAUAUGACACUUGGCUUUAAUAACAAAUAUACAAUUAAGGUCCAUUGUUUUAAUAUAUUCUUCAUUACAAUGGAGAUUACUUGAGCGAGGUGGACUGUUACAAUCUUAUCAUUUUGGCGCGGUAUCGAUGUUGCACUGUAUAGAAGGGAACCAUUGCGUGAUGUGAAGAAAAACAACGACCCCCGCCACAAAGAAAAAAGUGUAUUGACAAGUUUGACAUGGAUACUGUAUUCAAAGGAUUUGUUUUUGUCUUAUAGCAGGUCGUUCUGACUUGCAACUUAACUGAAAUAUUAUUUAUAAGUUAAUAUGUGGGUUUGUGGAGGAUUUGUGGGUUGAUGGAACUAUAUUAAUAAUUUGGAUUUAAUUUCAUUCAUGUGGCUAAAAUGAACAAUAUAUAGAUAUGUUUUCAAGGAUUCUUUUAUUAUUAGUAUAUCAUCGAGUUACAGCAUCUUUGUUGACAAUAAGUCCAGAAUCUGAUGAAUGGAUUCGUUAUGGAAGAGAUUUGAGUGUGACUUGUACCUUUUCAUCAAAGCACCAGGAAAAAAUUCAACUGUUUCAUGAUGACAAUGUCAUACAAGUCAGCGAUCAGGUGACCACUACUUUAGAGACUUUCACGGAGGCUGACGAAAAGCAGACGACAGUCUUCAAGUACCUCAAGACUGACGUUAACUUUGACGACUCGGGAACCUACGAAUGUAGAGCAGAUAAUAAGAAAAAGAACGUCAAAAUUCAAGUUGUGAAAGGUCGAUUAAAGAUAUUUCCUAAAACCGAGCGAGUGAUCGCAUUUCAGGGAGAACGUGUGACAUUAACUUGUGAAUAUCAGGGAAGCCAUCGACUAGAUGUAAGGUGGUCUUCAAGUUCCGGGAGAGACCUAAAGCAGAGUGGUUUCGUCAUUGGCAGUAUUGUUAAAAGUGGUGAUCAUAUCCUAACCAAAGUAGAUAUCUCCAAGACUUCUGCCAGUUUUUCUGAUUCUGGCGAGUACUCUUGCACUGCUGGACCAUUUUCCAAAACUGUUACUUUAGAAGUAUAUCAAGGUGAAUGCAGCAACAAUUUGGUGACGGGUCCACAUGGCGUUGCUGACAGUCACUUGACCGCAUCCUCCUUCUACGAGGACUCCGUGUAUGUGGACGGUCCUGACCGGGCGAGAUUAAAUCUCGAGGACGAGAAAGUGCAGAGAGAGAACGGAAAUUUUGUUAUUUUGGGUGGAGGGUGGAUGGCAGACGAAAAAAGCAAAAGUCAAUGGAUACAAGUUGAAUUUAAAGCACAGAGUGUUGUUCGUUCAAUUUUGACUCAAGGUCGAUUCGAAGAAAGGUGUUGUAACCAAUCAGACUGGGUCACAGAGUUCAAAGUUCAUUUUAGCCAAGAUGGUAUCGUUUGGCUCAAAUACAAAGACCAAUCUGGAAAUGACUUGUAUUUUCGCGCUAACGAUGAUGCCAACACGAUUGUUGAGAACGACCUCCCCUCCCCCAUUAUAACAAAGUAUAUCAGAAUUUACCCCACCGCUUGGCACAACAAGAUCGCACUAAGACUGGAAAUCAAAGGCUGUCUUAUACCCCAAAAUUUACGAAUUAAGAAUCCAGUUCAGGGGGUAAUCAAUUUACCAGUCCCGAUGGCUUUGAAAAUUUCUUGCGAGUACACUGGUCCUAAAAAAGACAUUUUGUUUUGGUCCAAGAACUUCGUUCGUAUGGAAACUGUAAGCGGCUUCAGAAGAACGUCCGUGGAGCAGUUGUCUGGAGGAAGGGUCACCAUUACAGAUACAAUCAUAAAACAAAAGACCGAGUACUUGGAUUCGGGAAAUUACACGUGUUUUGUUCCAAACAGUACAUUUAGCGCAACUGUGACUGUCCAUGCAAUGAAACUUGACAAGAAUCCAAAAAUCGAGAGAUACUGGGUGUCAUCCCAGAAUGCUGUGCAACUCUCGUGUGAAUACCGUUCUAUCAACCAGCGAGAUUUCACAUGGGAAUAUUCUGGUGUGAACAUUAACAACCGCCAAUUCCAAAUCAGUAGAGAUAUUAAAAAGUCUGAGGGUGCUAUAUUCGUGACAUCAUCUAUACAUAAACCAUAUGCUGAGGCCACCGACAGCGGUAACUACACAUGCCGUAUUGGAGAGAUGUCUCGGUCCUGGGAAGUGAAUGUACUCUCGGUAAAUGGUAAUGGUUCCUGGCAAGCAAUCACACCAAACAAAACAAUGUAUCUGGAAUGUGAUGUAAAAGGUUUGCCAAAGGAUGCUCUUUAUCAAAUGUUCUGGACGAAGGAAGGGGUGCCACUAAAAGAAGUUGAUGCCAACGGAAGAAUGAACUAUUUUCCAAAUUCCAGAACUCUUCAGAUUAUUCGGACUCAGCCCUCGGACGCAGGGAAAUAUGAAUGUAACAUACUUUUGGAAGUGGGGACCCCUGCUCAGCAACAGGUUUCCAUCACAAAGGAAAUUUAUGCCCCACCUAGAACAAUGAUCGAUGGCAUGAAAACUAUAAACGUGGGAGAUUCCCUCCACAUGUAUUGUAAAACCUCUGGAUACCCACCGCCAUCCAUCGUUUGGAAGAAGAAUCAUAAGAGUCUAUCGGAGUUAUCUUCUCGGGUCACUUUUUUGCCGUACGGGGGCUUGGAAAACGGGCACCUUGUAGUUUUUGACGUCUCAGGCAGUGAAGCCGGGGAAUACACAUGUGAAGCUAAGUCCGACUACUUUAAAUCGGCAGAGUCACGCCUUCAAGUGGAAGUAAAGGAGGUAUCGUUGGCGACUAGUCCCCCUCUGUUGAUUGCUAUCAUCGUUGGGAGUGUUGUCGUCUGUCUUGCAAUUAUCUGUUGUGGAAUGUACGUCAAAUGCAAUCAAAGGGCAAAGAAAAAGAACUAUGCAUAUGAUACAGAUAGUCUUGAAAGACUUCGCCAGUCAAGACCACGCUUACCAAGAAACAACACAUUUGAGGAAGAUCAACCUAAACUUAUAAAAUUGAUUGAAGAAAAUCAUUUCUACUCCAAAAGACCGCCUAUGUCUUCACCACCACCGUCUGUGGCAUCUCAGAGAAGUGUGGGGACCUUCGAGUCGGUCUCGUAUGAACGGGAACCUUUUCGUCCCAAACUGGCCACUCCCGACCCAACACUGAGUGACGAAGAGGAGGGAUAUAAUACUGGGUCAACACGAGAAAAAGUACGAUUUUCCUUUGAGGACAUAAAAUGAUGUCAGUUGACAACUUUGACCAAUAGUGCAAUGUGGACAGAGCAACUGAACAACAUUCCAUUUUAUACACAUUAUAUGCAUACUUAUUGAAUAUCAUUUUAGUAUAAUAAUGUUAAUAACAUAGUACACACAUGUAGCUUUUGUGUCAUGUCCAUGUUUAUUUACAAUUACAUAAGAAGUGAAUGUGUCUCGUGUCAAAUGCAAAACAAAUUUAUUCACAUCUGUUCAAUGGCAUAAAAUACAAAUCCUUUGCAAUGACAUAUAAUGACAUAUCAAUCAAAAUAAAACUAUGAA